GGAUGUCCUCCAGUCAGCAGCUCAGUCAUCACACAAAGAGAAGGGGAGGCAGCAGCUUCACAGCCAGGAGAGGACGUGGGAUUGUAUAAGGAAGCGAUGCACGAAGAAGUGAAACUGGGGGCGUCUUACAUCGUAAGGCUGCUGAACCGUCACGAAAAACUGGACCGUCAGCAGGUGGAGAGAUUUACCAAAACCCUCACCUCCAUUUUAUGCGACAGGUUUGAAGGACACUGGUAUCCCGAGAGCCCCCAGAAAGGCCAGGCCUACAGGUGUAUCCGGAUAGAAAAAAACAUGGCGGUGGAUGACUCCGUAUUACGGGCCUGUGUUCGGAGCGGUCUGCGCUGCUCACAGUUGGCUUUUCCUAAAAACAUGUAUAUUUGGAUUGAUCCAAAGGAGGUGAGCUGCAGGUUAGGAGAGAGCUGUAGCCCCUUCAUUGUGAAGGUUCCAGAAGAAUCCAAGAAGGCGACAACUGAGGAGAAACCGGAACAGGACACGUCAGACUACCACUCAGACGGCUCAAGCAGAUCUCCGUCAGAAUGCUCCAGCGAGGAUGAAGAAAGCGUCAUGAGCAAAACGAAAUCUCCUGCGACUGAUACUCAGAAAGUGGCUGCCCAGUAUUACUACAGCCCAGCGCCAUCCUCCACCGUCUUCUACCAGUACCCCGGUGGUGCUGUCAGCUUCAUCCCAACCUAUCAGCCCAUGACCUUGUAUUACCUGGUGCCGAAAUACUAUCACAACGUCAGAUCUCGGGGAGUUCAGAGGAAAUGGAAAUCCAAAAAGUCAUCACCUCCCACCAAAAGUUGAAGUGAGACUUUUUAUCGCCUCGGCCUCCGGUAAAAAUUUCAACCUCAUAUACUUGAAAACAACUGAAGCUGUGGCCGGUGUCCUCGGCAGUAGGAUGUGAGCCUAGCUUCAUGGCUCGGAUCUCGUUGAUCAGCUAUUGUGUGUAGUCCGAGAAUUUUACAGGAACACUCAGGGACCAGAGUAAAAGCUGUGAAUGAGCGCAGCUCUGGGGUAAAGCUACUGAUACGACUUGACGGACCAUGACCCACCACUGAGCAAGGUCCGUCCUUGGUGGCAUCAUGUGGCAUCACUAGAUGUGUUACUGCAUUAUAGGUAAGCACAAUGGAUAUCUUCUUAUACCUCCGACACAGGCCUGGGCAAACGCCAGGUAGCCAAUGUGCCUUUUGCAGUUUUUGUUUUUUCUAUAAAAUUCUAUGAAGCUGCACAUUUUUGGGAACGUUCUAUGCACUGUGGAGAUCUCCACUUAAAGGGGAGCUUCACUUCCAUUCCUUUAACCCUGCACAAUCUCACCAGAUGCAGAUUCUGCAGUAUUACGAUGACCUUCCUUCUUCAGGUCUGGAACCAAAGGGCAAAAAGUCAACAGUCCUAUCGGGCACCAUAUACUGUCACCUUUAAGAAGUUGUCACAGCCCUCCCCACUCACAUUGGGAGGAAAAACUCAAAUCCACAUGGAAACAAAGUUGCUGAUACACGGGAAUGUGGCGGUAUUUCUGAUGUUUUUGAAAUUCUCCUCUAUGAAGUCCUCUUUUUGGUGCAGAGUAGCAAAAAAUAAGCUGAUGCCUGGCUUUUAAAGGCGGCGUGAUUGUUCUUAUUCAUGAGGCCCAUUGAGGAUACCGCCACGCUAAUGGAGUGUGAAUAUUUAUGUAAAUGAGGUGUAUGAAUAUUUAUGGUUCAUGCUGGUCACUGUGAUCAUGGGAACAAAUUUUGGGAAAAAAUGUGAUUAUUAUUAUUAUUAUUAUUUUUUAAAUAUAUAUGCUGCUGCGUAAUUAACUGAAAGGUCUGUGAGGCGUGACCUUCCAUUUGAGUGAAACUACGAUUUCCAGGAUGCUGGGGCUUGUAGUUUUGCCCAAGCUGGACGGUCAUAUGCUGGGAGUUGUAGUAUCACAAUAGCCACAAGUUCCAGACCUGCUUCAGCUUUUAAUUUAUACUGUUGUAACAGGUCCCGUCUCCUCAGGGAUCGAUUAUAUACUCAACGCUGGUAGGUUUUUUCUACCCCGAUGCUGCUCAGUCUUGGCAUUAAAGCUUUAUUUAAAGGUAUUCUAUGGACAAUAAGUUAAAUUUGUGAUAUGGAAAUGUUUGGAAUUAUGUCUUUAUUAAUCUGUUGUAAUGCAGAGAAGCUUCAUCAUUGUGUUUUUAUGCUAUUUUUAUCUGGAGACUUUUUAACAUAUUUUGUAUAAAAAAUAUUUAUUAUAUAAAAGUUGACUAACAAAA
This is a messenger RNA of Bufo gargarizans (Asiatic toad), 2234 nucleotides long. Its product is annotated as protein BTG3-like. The record is from RefSeq and is a predicted model, not a curated record. The transcript is spliced from 5 exons. Gene Ontology annotation, cellular component: nucleus; cytoplasm. Gene Ontology annotation, biological process: negative regulation of mitotic cell cycle; negative regulation of cell population proliferation. Lineage: Eukaryota; Metazoa; Chordata; Amphibia; Anura; Bufonidae. The coding region runs from base 97 to 804 and encodes 235 amino acids.